ACAGCAACAAACAACAACCAACUAGUCCAAGAUUUUCUCAAACAAAUUGACCAUAAAUUCUCAUUUUCCUCACUUACUCACUCACUCACUCACUCACUGAGAUUCAUGUCAUCAUAUAAUUAAUUUAACUUCAUCCAAAUCCAAAUCCAAAUCCAAACCGAAAUAGAAGGCAAGUUUCGCAGUAAACACACCACAACACAACACAACCAGUUCCUUUUCCUCGUAAACUCUCUUGUCUUGUCCCUUCUCUACACUACACUCGGAGAAAACCAGGUGAAGCCAGAGAGCCAGAAUGAGUCUGGCAUGUCUUGUGUGCCAUAGUGUGGAUAGUCCAUCUCCAUCACACUCUUUCAGGAGAACUGUUUCAAGUUCAGAAAACGAAGGACGAUGUUCUGCUAUUUCCAAUUGCUUAACAAGGAGAGUAUCUGUUCAACACCCUGCAACACACUCUUUUCUUGCUUCAUCAUCAUCAUCCAAAGUCACCCCACAACCUACUGGUUCCAGUAACAGUGAGAUCCCCGGCGCUCCUCGGCUUGUACGAAGUCGUGCCGUGAGGAGGGACAUUGUACAAGAUUGGAAUUUUGAUGAAGUUGUAAUGGCUUAGUGAACAAUAUGCGGCAGAAAAGACUAAGACUUUUCUUGUACAAUAGUUUUUCUCUAUAUAUUUCUGGGGAAAAUUUCUUGUGCCAUAGUUCAGAGGAUGAUGUGACAAUAUGACAUUGCUACUUUCAAUUUUGUUAUCGGUUUUCCUUAAUUCCCUCUCCAGUUUUCUUGUAUAUAUUGAAGACAUUGUUUCAAUUUGUUUUGGAAUUGCUCUUUCGCUU
Lotus japonicus is the source of this 824-nucleotide messenger RNA. RefSeq lists its product as uncharacterized. The transcript has 2 exons. The record is from RefSeq and is a predicted model, not a curated record. NCBI's taxonomy places the organism in Eukaryota, Viridiplantae, Streptophyta, Magnoliopsida, Fabales, Fabaceae. Bases 293 to 604 code for a protein of 103 amino acids.